Aspergillus uvarum CBS 121591 is the source of this 474-nucleotide messenger RNA. RefSeq names its product E2 SUMO-conjugating protein UBC9. Gene Ontology annotation, cellular component: nucleus. Gene Ontology annotation, biological process: protein sumoylation. The record is from RefSeq and is a predicted model, not a curated record. The coding region runs from base 1 to 474 and encodes 157 amino acids. The transcript is spliced from 4 exons. NCBI's taxonomy places the organism in Eukaryota, Fungi, Ascomycota, Eurotiomycetes, Eurotiales, Aspergillaceae. Gene Ontology annotation, molecular function: SUMO conjugating enzyme activity.
AUGUCGCUCUGCAUAAAUCGCCUUACGGAAGAAAGAAAGCAGUGGCGUCGAGACCACCCUUUCGGAUUCUACGCGCGGCCUCAUCGCAAUCCUCAAGGUGCGCUUGACCUCAAGAGAUGGGAGUGCGGCAUUCCUGGAAAGGCGCAAACCUUAUGGGAGGGUGGGCUUUUCAAGCUCGACGUUACGUUUCCCGAUGAAUAUCCGACAAAGCCACCCAAAUGCAAAUUCGUCCCUCCGCUCUUCCACCCGAACGUCUAUCCCUCCGGCACCGUCUGCCUCUCGAUAUUGAACGAAGAGGAGGCAUGGAAGCCUGCCAUCACCAUCAAACAGAUUCUUCUGGGCAUUCAAGACCUACUGAACGACCCGAACCCUGAGUCGCCCGCCCAGGCUGAGGCAUACAACCUGUUUAAGAAGGAUCGACCGGCGUAUGAGAGACGUGUCAAGCAGGUGGUCAAGGAAAACCCGGCACUUUGA